AUGGAAGAGCCCAUCAAGAGAAUCCAUGCAAAAACAGUGAAGUCAAACGAUAUAAAGUUGGAGUGGAUACCAUUCACAACGGCACACAUUGCGACCUACAGUGUCGUAGCGGUGAUAGCGCUCGUCUACAAUGGUAUCUGUUUUGUUCACACAUGGUCGGAUGCCGUUGGUGAAACGGGACAUUUUUGA
Cooperia oncophora is the source of this 189-nucleotide messenger RNA. The record is from the annotation of a GenBank genome assembly. NCBI's taxonomy places the organism in Eukaryota, Metazoa, Nematoda, Chromadorea, Rhabditida, Trichostrongylidae.